AUGCGCCCUCCCCUUUCAACCCUCGCACGAUGGCGCAAACCGCCUGUACCUCGCCGCCGAGCCGUCUGUCACGGUAGCCCGACGCGCGCCGUCCGCCACCCCUUCCACCGCACCCUCCUGACCCUCGCCAUAGAAACCUCGUGCGACGACACCUGCGUCGCUCUCCUCUUCAAGGACCCGGGCCCCCGCGGCCGCGCGACACUCCACUUCAACCGCAAGGUCACGAGCGACAGCACCGCCUACGGUGGCGUCUACCCGCCCGUUGCCCUACGCUCCCACGACGCGCACCUCGCGCCCCUCAUCGCCGAGGCCAUCGCGUCUCUGCCGCCUGUAGGAGAACACCCCGACAAUGGCGACCCACCUUGCGGCGGCGGCACGGUGACAGUCGCCGGGAUUCCGCGCCAGAAACCCACCUUCGUGACGGUGACCCGCGGCCCCGGCAUGUCCGCGAACCUCGCCUCCGGCCUCGCGACGGCAAAGGGUCUCGCGACGGCGUGGCAGGUCCCACUCCUGGCCGUGAACCACAUGCAAGCCCACGCCCUCACCCCGCGCCUGGUGUCCGCCCUCGACCGGCCUCCUUCUCCCGCUUCCUCGACUUCAUCGGGCUCGGUCUCGACCUUGACCUCGUCUCCCAUCCAACCCGAAUACCCCUUCCUCACCCUCCUCGUCUCUGGCGGCCACACCCAGCUCGUCCACUCCCGCUCCCUCACAGACCACCGCAUCCUUGCGACCUCGGCGGACGUCGCCGUCGGCGACGCCCUCGACAAGGCCGCCCGCCUCAUCCUGCCUCCCGAAGUGCUGGCCUCCCACGGAGACGUCAUGUACGGCGCCCUCCUGGAACGCUUCGCCUUCCCGGGCUCCACUGCCGCUUCGUCCUUGCCAUCUCUACAAGACGUCGACUACGAAUACACCCCGCCCCUCCGCCGCGUCGACGAGAUCGCCACCUACACCUCCCCCUACUCCUGGACCCUAACUCCGCCUCUCGCCGCCUCCCGUGCCCUGUCCUAUUCCUUUGCCGGUCUCGGCAGCCAGAUCCACAAGAUUGUGACCCUCAAGGCCGCCGCCGCCGACGGCAGUGGCAAAGCCGACCCAAUCUCCCUCGAGGAACGCCGGUGCCUCGCCCGCGCCGCCAUGCGUCUCCUGUUCCAACACCUCGCCAGCCGCGUCCUCCUCGCCCUCGCCUCCCAGCCGGAGCUCAGGGACGCUGUCAAGACGCUCGUCGUCAGCGGCGGCGUCGCCAGUAACCGCUUUCUCAUGCACGUCCUGCGUAAGACUCUCGAUGUCCGCGGGUUCGGGCACGUCGAGCUCGUGGCGCCCCCGCCGGCGCUGUGUACGGAUAACGCGGCCAUGAUCGCCUGGACGGGCAUGGAGAUGUACGAGGCCGGCUGGGAGAGCGAGCUCUCCGUGCAUCCCGAGCGCAAGUGGUCGAUUGACCAGGAGAGCGACCAAGGCGGAAUCCUCGGCCUGAGCGGCUGGAUAAGAAGAGACGAGUGUAAAGUAAAAAAGCCAUGA
Messenger RNA from Colletotrichum graminicola M1.001, 1512 nucleotides. RefSeq names its product glycoprotease. Lineage: Eukaryota; Fungi; Ascomycota; Sordariomycetes; Glomerellales; Glomerellaceae. Gene Ontology annotation, biological process: mitochondrial tRNA threonylcarbamoyladenosine modification. The record is from RefSeq and is a predicted model, not a curated record. Gene Ontology annotation, cellular component: mitochondrion. The transcript has a single exon. Bases 1 to 1512 code for a protein of 503 amino acids.